Zerene cesonia (dogface butterfly) is the source of this 1235-nucleotide messenger RNA. RefSeq names its product protein C1orf43 homolog. The transcript has 5 exons. Lineage: Eukaryota; Metazoa; Arthropoda; Insecta; Lepidoptera; Pieridae. Bases 89 to 856 code for a protein of 255 amino acids. The record is from RefSeq and is a predicted model, not a curated record.
UCAGAUAUAAGAUUAGUUUCCAAUGUUAUUGUUUUAAUCGAACACGCGAAACUGUAACAGUUAUCAUCGUUUAUCCAAUAUUUUAAUCAUGCACGACUUCACUAGCAUAUUAAAUAUCAUAUUUAUUAUAAGUGGUGGUGUUCUUACGUUUGUAAUACUGUUUAUUUUUGCCAAGAGACAAAUUACUAGGUUCGCGCUCCGAUCGAGGAGGGGCCCCCAUGUUCCUAUUGGGGCUGAUGCUAAAAAAUGUUUGAAGAAAGAAAUAGAACGCAGGAUAGAAGCAGUGCCUCGGAUAAUGUAUGAGCCCCGGCUGCUCUGCGCAGAACCAUCUCACUACAUACUGGAGCCUCAACAGCCUUAUCACUAUAGAUUCCGUGCAGUGGAUGAUGUAAAACUUUUAGAGGAAGAAAUAGCCUGCCAAGACGCGAACCUCCGUCGUCACCCCCGCGAGUCGCUGCGCGCGUUCCUGCUGGCGUGCCUCGCGGCGCCGCUCGACGGCCGCGGCCAGAAGCUCAUACACCAGUUCUGCGAUGCAUACGAAUCCGCCAGACACCAUCCGGCUGAGUUUGGCGAGGAGGAAUACAGGGCGUAUAAUCGGUUGCUGUUGAAACUGUUGGAUGCUGCCCGCCUGCUCAAGAGCGUGGGCGUGGUGGGGGGCGGCGCCCGCGCGAGCCCGCAGCGCCGCCCGCGCCUGCUCGACCCCGCGCGGCUGCGCACCACGCUACCAACCAACCAUUACACCGCACUUGAGAACAUGCCAGUCGACUCAAAAUUAGAAGACGAGAUUAUCAGAGUACCAGUGAAAAGCCCCACCGAGCCCGUGGUGAAGCCCCCAGCCGAUGAGACCGCCGUGUGAGGGCGGAGCGCCCGCAGGGACGCGCAGACUCUGUAGGGCGGUGGGAGCUUGGGGGGCGAAGUGAUAGUGUCAGUGAUUGUGAUAGUGACUUAGACAUGGGGGGAGUGAUAAAGUGAUGGUUGUAGAUACACGGGAUAAUAGGGGUAAAGUGAUAAAAUGGUAGACUGUGGUAGUAGGGACUUAGAAAUUCAUAGUCUGGUGAAUCGGCAAUCAGUAUCAUAAAUAAAAGGAAGAGGUGUAUGUGGAUUUGGAAAGCAAAGCGCUAUGUUUAAUGGUAGUUGGAAGAUGAAAUGUUAGUGGCAUUUUGUAUAAGCAUAUAGUACAUAAUACUUCUAUGUCACACUGCUAUAGUAUUAAAUCUAUCAAAAUGAGACAUGAC